CUCGGUAGCACUCAGGCUCUCGCGCGAACAACCCGCAUCCAGUCUCUCGCGCAUCCUUCAGCUCGAAAGUCCCAGAGCUCUCUCUUUCUUCGCGCGUACUCUCAGACUCCAACACCCAGACAUUCGACAGCGAUUUCAGGAGGAACUUCGAGCAGCAUCAUGGGAGGACCGGCUGCGCAGACCGUGAAUACGACGGAGAGGCUGAUUGGAUUGAGGAAAUUGAUGGAUGAGCAGGGGGUGGAGGCGUAUGUUGUGCCCAGCGAGGAUCAGCAUUCGAGCGAGUACUUGGCUUCUUGCGAUGAGAGGAGGGCAUUUAUCAGUGGAUUCAAUGGAUCUGCGGGAACGGCGAUCAUCACGAAGGAUAGAGCAUUCCUCUUCACGGAUGGGAGAUAUUUCCUACAGGCAGAGCAACAGCUUGAUCAUAACUGGACAUUGAUGAAGUCGGGCUUGCCUGACGUACCAACAUGGCAAGAUUUCAUCGCCAAGAGCCUUCCAAAAACUCUGAAAAUCGGGAUCGAUCCAGAGCUGAUUGGCGCAGCCGAGAAAAAGGCCAGCUUUCCGGAUACUCACUUCAUCUUCUCCGAGAACCUCGUAGACAAGGUCUGGGGCUCCGAACGUCCACCACGACCGAAGAACCCUACAUUCCCCUUGGACAUCAAGUUCGCUGGCCAGUCUCACGCGGAGAAGCUUGACAAGCUUCGUGAGGAGUUGAGGAGGAAAGAUGCGCAUGCGAUGGUGGUGACUAUGCUUGACGAAAUCGCCUGGUUAUUCAACAUGCGUGGAUCGGAUAUCGACUUCAAUCCAGUAUUUUUUGCAUACGCCGUCGUCACUCUCGACAAGGCGCUCCUCUUCAUCAAUCCGGAACAGGUGGACGACAAGUUGCGACAACAUCUAGGCUCGCAUACUGAGAUCAAAGUGUACACCGGCUUCUUCAAGCACUUGAAGUGGCUUGUCGACGAUAUCAAGUCGUUCACCACCUCGUCUCCGAAGAUCCUGCUCGGUGACAAAGCCAGCGUCGCAGUCGCAGAAGCUAUCGGAACCUCCAACAUCGAAAUCACCCGCUCCCCCGUCGCGGACCUCAAAGCCAUAAAAAACCCCACCGAACUCGAAGGAUUCCGGAACUCGCACAUCCGGGACGGGGCCGCCCUCGUGCGUUACUUUGCUUGGCUAGAGGAGAGGCUCAGCAGCAAAGAGGCCGGAGAGAUCAACGAGUUUGAUGCGGCGGGGGUGUUGGAGAAGUUUAGAUCGGAGUUGGAUCUGUUCAAGGGCUUGUCGUUCCCUACGAUUUCGUCGACUGGGCCGAACGGAGCGAUUAUCCACUACUCGCCGGAACCUCACGGGAGUGCGAUCGUGAAGAAGGAUCAGAUAUAUCUCUGCGACUCCGGAGCUCAGUUCCUGGAUGGGACAACUGACGUUACGCGCACAUGGCAUUUCGGUACACCAACAGCAGAGGAGAAACGUGCAUUCACAAGGGUGCUACAAGGCCAUAUCGCCAUCGACUCUGCUAUCUUCCCGAAUGGGACUUCUGGGUACAUCAUCGAUACGUGGGCUAGAAGGCCUUUAUGGCAGGAUGGUCUCGAUUACAGGCAUGGAACGGGGCAUGGUGUCGGACAUUUUUUGAACGUCCAUGAAGGUCCCCAAGGGCUCGGCACUCGGAUCGCAUACAACAACACACCACUGAAAACCGGAAUGACGGUCUCAAACGAACCCGGGUAUUACGCGGACGGGCGCUUCGGUAUCCGUAUCGAGAACGUGGUCCUCGUCCGGGAGGCGAAGACGCCGAACAACUUUGGAGGGAAAGGGUUCCUGGGCUUCGAACACGUCACAAUGUGUCCUAUCCACAAGAAACUGGUCGAUGCCGAGCUGUUGACGGUGAAGGAGAGGGAGUGGUUGGAUGCGUACCAUAAAGAGGUAUGGGAGAAGGUGUCGCCGUUGUUGAAGGGUGAUUCGAAGACGCUUGAGUGGCUCGAAAGGGAAUGUUCUCCCUUGUAAGCUCUUGAUCAAGAUGCCCCAAGAAUUGAACGACAUGCUUUUUCGGUGGCAAGAGUGUUGAGUGGGUGACAUUGAAUGAAUAGCAGGAGUUCCAUUCUCGUGCCAUACGGUGUUCUCCGGGACCUACAAGCAUCGACGAGGCCCGUACGUUGUCGUCAACCAACAUUUUCUCAGGCUGUCAGGUCGGCGUAAUAUGAAGUCCAUAUCUAUACUUAAUCGCAUUUCGGUGGCGCUAUGUACCUUGAGUCCCGGGCCUUAUUUUACAGUCAUGCCGCCACAGCCUUGUCCUGAAAUGCUUCGCAGUGGCGUAUGCCUUCGACAAGGAUGUCCCUUGAACCACGAUAUUGAGCAUUGUGGACCAUGCGACCGGAAUAUUCCCGCGUCUCAGAUGCUAGAGCAUGUCCAAGGUAGAACUCACAGAGCACGAGUCACUUCCAACGGCACGCGUACUCCCACUGCACCACAACCGCCACGUCCACCACAGCCGCCACCACGAUCGACCCCGAGUGCGCCGCCGCCACCCGUUCCGAACCGUACCCGGGCGAGUCCCAAUCCGAACAUCCAGUCGCCCCGACCUCCUGCUCAUCAGCGCACUGUCUCUGGAAUCUCGAUAUGCAGCAUCUGCAAUUUGCAUGUUCGGACGGAGGAGUUAGAGGCUCACAUUCGGCAGCAUGCUCGUCCUGCCCCUGCCCCCGUGGGAGGACCUGCUGGCACUUCACGCGCUCGAGCAGCUUCGGCUACUCCUGCGCAAAAUGGCGAACCGGUGCCUCUGGGGAAGAGGAUCUGUGAGGAUUGUGGACAGUUGGUUUGGAAGAACAGCUGGGUGAAGCAUCUUAGGUCGGAGGGCCAUCGAAUGAAUGUCGAAGGUCACGCAAGUCCUGACCUGGAUACAGCUCAGGGUGACGGAGAUGGAGGUGUAGAGGACGAUAUUCAAGUCUCACACAUCGAUGGCAGGGAUUUUGGAACGGUUGAACGGGAUACGGUGACGGAGGAAUUCCCGACCGUAACGCUCAAUUUCUCGGUGACGAAGAGAAGGCCGCAGGCGUCGUUUUCUUUGAGGCGUGUAGAGGUUGUCCCGGUCGAUGAUCAAAACCCGGCCGCUACAAUCACGCAGGGCUUCACUGCGAUUAUUGAAGGCCGUCCACCCGUACCUAUCGACCGUGUCGUAACAGUACGAGCCUCGUUUCAGCCGCAGUAUGAAAGUCGUUUCGAAGAUACUCUCAACUUCGUCUUUCUGGACCAUCAUACGCAAUCAGACAUCAUCAUCUCCAGAGCUCUACGGGGCAUCGCUGGUUCUGCAGACGACCACGAGAAUUUGCGACCUCGAUAUCCUCACAUUCCUCCCCAUCGUCCUCCUCCUGAGCCCCCGCGGGUAUUCAUACCUUUGACGCCGCCGACCUGGACGCGUAAUCGCUGGGAGUCAUAUCUCGAACAAUUCCCGCUUCCACAGGACGUUGUUGAUGCGAUCCCAGCCGAGCAUUACGAGCACGCCGCAGAGAGAAUAGCGAGGAACUUGGUUCCGCGAUCAUUCAAUCUUCAAUCAUACGAGAACUUCUUUCAUUCCUUGCUCUACAUCGAAGAAGGCGCACAACAGCACGAGCUCAGUCGAACCAGAAUUCCCGAAGUCAGCGUCGAAUCGGAUUUUCCUAGAUAUAAAAUCCGUCUGACGGAUGAGAGGGAAAACGAAUUACCUGAAGUUAAGAUCGGAGACUACGUGCUCUUAGACGACAUCGCGUCCGACUUACAAUACGAAGGGUGUAUCCACAAAUUGGAAAGCAGAUUUCGAGGUCAUUUUACGGAGCUCAUGGUAACGAUCCGGAUGCCCGAAGAAUUCAACGUCUACCACAAUAAUACGUUCAACGUUAGGUUCAAGCUGAACCGGAUGACACUCCGUCGUAUGCAUUCUGCUGUGUCCAGUCCGUACAAGCCGGAGUGCACACGCCUGUUGUUCCCUUCACGCGAGGACGCUCGACUUCCUGUGGUCCCUACCGAUUUCGAAUUCGAGCCCUAUAAUCCUAGAAUUCUAGACGAUCCACAACAACGCCAGGCAGUCGAGUCUAUAGUUCACCAGCCUCGCGAGAGUGCUCCUUUCAUCAUAUUUGGCCCCCCGGAACAGGAAAGACCGUAACGGCUGUCGAAGCCAUCCUACAGGUACUCAAAUACAAUCCCGAGUGGAAAGUGUUGGCGUGCGCACCCAGCAAUACCGCCGCAGAUCUCCUCGCCAUACGCUUAUCCUCCCACCUUUCCGAAGACGAGAUGUUCCGUCUCAACGCCAUAUCGAGACCAUUAAACGAGUGCCCAGGAGCGCUGCUGCCGUACUGCAACAUCAACGACCACGACGUCUUUGCCUUUCUCUCCCGAGAAGAACUCAAGAAGUUCCGGGUGGUAGUAUCAACUUGCAGUUCGGCCGGCGUCGUGUCGAGCCUCAACCUCACUCGGGGCCAUUUCAGCCAUGUCUUUAUUGACGAGGCGGGACAGGCUGAGGAGCCGUUGGCGAUGAUCCCGAUUUUGGGUGCGGUUGGGCCGGAGACGAGGGUGGUUUUGGCGGGAGAUACCAACCAGCUGGGGCCGAUCAUCAAGUGUCAUACUGCCGCAAGGCUUGGUUUGAAGCUCAGCUACCUCGCGCGUCUACAGGCGAUCGACGAGGUAUAUAAUCUUGGAGAGAAUCGCGGUAGAACCAUCGUCAAGUUGAUUCAGAACCGCCGAUCGCAUGGGUCUAUCAUCGCGUUCUCUAAUCGAUACUACUACGAAGACGAACUGAGAGCGACUGCUCGCCAGGAGGUGACGAAUAGCCUGUUCGGCUCACCAGUCCUCCAGAAUCCACAAUUCCCAGUCGUUUUUCAUGGUAUAUAUGGACAAAACCAACGGUCAGGUCGUUCGCAGUCGUACUUCAAUGUCGGGGAAGCUUCUUUAGUCAAGGCGUACUGUAUUCGACUCGUGAACGAUCCUCUGAGACAUGUCGAACCCGCUGAGAUUGGCGUUAUUACACCUUAUCGGGCGCAGGUGAAGAGAAUCAAAACGCUCCUCUUCAGUGCUGGCUUCGGCUUGGAGGCAGUGAUGGUAGGAUCGGUGGAACAAUUCCAAGGACAGGAGCGCCGCAUUAUCAUCUUCUCCACUGUCAGAAGCAACAUGGCCACGAGCCAACAGGCCUCGAUGGGAUUCCUGGUAGAUCGUCGUCGACUCAACGUUGCUCUUACACGCCCAAAGGCCCUCCUCGUCGUGAUCGGCGACCCAUGCGUACUAGGCAUGGACUUACUAUGGCGCGCGUUCCUGAACUUUGUGCACUUCCGCGGCGGCUGCACGGGGAAAUCAUUCAACUGGAAUCCACAGGAACAGAUGCUCCCUCCUGGAUAUGAGGAGGUGGAAGAUCAGGAGCGGGCUCUCAUUGAAGGAGAGGAGUUCGUAAAUGGGGUCAGGUCAUCGAUCUUCAGGUGGCGAGAGAGUUAGUAUGAUGGGAAAGUUUUCCAUGCGAGAUACCUGUAAAUAUGUCGAUGGUGCCCGUUGAUAGUUCGAUGAUCAUCGUACAUACAGCUCAAUGGACAUUAUCGUCUUGAAUCGA
Messenger RNA from Stereum hirsutum FP-91666 SS1, 5551 nucleotides. RefSeq names its product Creatinase/aminopeptidase. Gene Ontology annotation, molecular function: metalloaminopeptidase activity. NCBI's taxonomy places the organism in Eukaryota, Fungi, Basidiomycota, Agaricomycetes, Russulales, Stereaceae. The transcript is spliced from 31 exons. Bases 160 to 1992 code for a protein of 610 amino acids. The record is from RefSeq and is a predicted model, not a curated record.